UGUAACUGAGUACAUUUCAGUACAAUCUUGAAGUACUUGUACUUUCCUUGAAUAUUUCUGCUGCUUUAUACUUCUGCUCUGUAUCUGCCUAUAUUUGACUGUUUACUUCACUACGUGUUGUUACUUUUCAGAUUCAGAUUCACUAUUAAACAUUCAACUUCCUCAAAGUGUAUAAAACAGUUCAAAGUGGCUCCACCUCAGCCAGCUACAACACAGAGUUGUAGUUACACAUCAGUGACACAAUAAUAAAGUAAUAAUAUAACAGUGACAGCAGCCGUUCAGAUACACUUUGGUCUCAGAGAUGAAGUAGAAUAUUUGUUGCUGCCACAUUAGUUUGUCUGAAGUUCAGGUUCGCCUCUGUGGACUUUGGGCUCCUUAUCGAGGUUGAAGGUUCAGCUUUAUUGUCUUUAUACAACACAGGAUGGCUCAAUACAAUACAGCUGUAGCUCCUCCACACUGCACACACAGAACAGGUCUGAACAAAUACUCAGAAUAUUUUAAAUCUGCACUUCACUGCAGCUUCAUGACGCCAUCUAGUGGCCUGAUAGUAGAAGUCCAGCAGCUGAUGGCAGCUUCCUCUGCCUCACUGCUGUCUGACUGCAUUCAGCUGACACUGAUAUGAAACAGAAAGUAACAGCCAAUCACUGGAGGAGCAGCUGAUCUUCUUACAGGAGAAAUGAUGGAAAGGAGGAUUUCAGUUGAUGUGCAGAUGAAGGAUUUGUGUUUCCUCUCCAGAUCAAACUGUGUGUGAGCUGAUGUGGAUGUGAGUUCAGCAGCAUGAAUCAGUGUGAGGACAGAGAGGAGGGAGCCCCUCCCUCUAAAACCAGUCUGUGUGGGGAACAUGGCAGCCAGACCAGAGCUCAGAGGCCAGAGCAGCAGAGACCAGACUCUGCUGGACCUGGACCUGAGCCCAGCUGUGUGUCCUUCAAGAGUGACCAGUCAAAGGAUAUUAUUAAUGAUUUUAAACGAGGACAUGUCUCUGCCAGACAGAUCUAUGGGGGACCAGCCUUUGCUGAACCUGAACCUGGACCUGAGCCCAGCUGUGUGUCCUUCAAGAGUGACCGGUCAAAGGGUCGCCUCAAUGAUUUUAAAGGACGACAGCCCUCUGCUGCAAAGAGAGUCGACCAGGAGAGCUCAGAGGUUCCCAGUGGUCAGUCUGCCCAGCAGCAUCAAACACACCUGGACUCCAUAUUUAUGCUGCUGGAGGAGAACAUUGUCGCUUUUGUGAAGAACGAGCUGAAGAAGAUCCAGAAGGUUCUGAGUUCAGAUUACCCAGAAUGCUUAGAGAGUCAGAGGGAGGAUGAGGAGGUGUUGGGUGGGGAGGAGGAAGAGCAGAGGAGGAGCAGCAGAGAGGCAUUUCUGAAGAUCACACUGCACUUCCUGAGGAGAAUGAAGCAGGAGGAGCUGGCUGACUGUCUGCAGAGCGGAAGUCAUUCUGGAGUUUGUCAGCGUAAACUUCAAUCUAACCUGAAGCAGAAGUUCCAGUGUGUGUUUGAGGGGAUCGCUAAAGCAGGAAACCGAACCCUUCUGAACCAGAUCUACACAGAGCUCUACAUCACAGAGGGAGGGACUGCAGAGGUCAAUGAUGAACAUGAGGUCAGACAGAUUGAAACAGCAUCCAGGAAACCAGACAGACCAGAAACAACAAUCAGACAUGAAGACAUCUUUAAACCCUCACCUGGAAGAGAUGAACCAAUCAGAACAGUGAUGACAAAGGGAGUGGCUGGCAUUGGGAAAACAGUCUUAACACAGAAGUUCACUCUGGACUGGGCUGAAGACAAAGCCAACCAGAACAUACACUUCACAUUUCCAUUCACCUUCAGAGAGCUGAAUGUGCUGAAAGAGGAAAAGUACAGCUUGGUGGAACUUGUUCAUCACUUCUUUACUGAAACCAAAGAAGCAGGAAUCUGCAGGUUUGAAGAGUUCCAGGUUUUGUUCAUUUUUGACGGUCUGGAUGAGUGUCGACUUCCUCUGGACUUCCACAACAAUGAGAUACUGACUGAUGUUAUAAAGUCCACCUCAGUGGAUGUGCUGCUGACAAACCUCAUCAGGGGGAACCUGCUUCCCUCUGCUCGCCUCUGGAUAACCACACGACCUGCAGCAGCCAAUCAGAUCCCUCCUGAGUGUGUUGACAUGGUAACAGAGGUCAGAGGGUUCACUGACCCACAGAAGGAGGAGUACUUCAGGAAGAGAUUCAGAGAUGAGGAUCAGGCCAGCAGCAUCAUCUCCCACAUCAAGACAUCACGAAGCCUCCACAUCAUGUGCCACAUCCCAGUCUUCUGCUGGAUCACUGCUACAGUUCUGGAGGAUGUGUUGAAGACCAGAGAGGGAGGAGAGCUGCCCAAGACCCUGACUGAGAUGUACAUCCACUUCCUGGUGAUUCAGUCCAAACUGAAGAAUGUCAAGUAUGAUGGAGGAGCUGAGACAGAUCCACACUGGAGUCCAGAGAGCAGGAAGAUGAUUGAGUCUCUGGGAAAACUGUCUUUUGAGCAGCUGCAGAAAGGCAACCUGAUCUUCUAUGAAUCAGACCUGACAGAGUGUGGCAUCGAUAUCAGAGCAGCCUCAGUGUGCUCAGGAGUGUUCACACAGAUCUUUAGAGAGGAGAGAGGGCUGUACCAGGACAAGGUGUUCUGCUUCGUCCAUCUGAGCAUUCAGGAGUUUCUGGCUGCUCUUCAUGUCCAUCUGACCUUCAUCAGCUCUGGUGUCAAUCUGCUGUCAGAACAACAAUCAACCUACCAUGAAUCCACAGUGACACAGUUCUACCAGAGUGCUGUGGAGGAGGCCUUACAGAGCCCAAAUGGACACUUGGACUUGUUCCUCCGCUUCCUCCUGGGACUUUCACUGCAGACCAAUCAAACUCUCCUACAAGGCCUGCUGACACAGACAGGAAGUGUCUCAAAAAACAGUCAGGAAACAGUCGAGUACAUCAAGAAGAAGAUCGAAGAGACUCCCUCUGCAGAGAAAAGCAUCAAUCUGUUCCACUGUCUAAAUGAACUGAAUGAUCGUUCUCUAGUGGAGGAGAUCCAACAGUCCCUUAGUUCAGGAAGUCUCUCCACAGAUGAACUGUCUCCUGCUCAGUGGUCAGCUCUGGUCUUCAUCUUACUGUCAUCAGAAAAUCUGGAUGUGUUUGACCUGAAGAAAUACUCUGCUUCAGAGGAGGCUCUUCUGAGGCUGCUGCCAGUGUUCAAAGCCUCCAACAAAGCUCUACUGAGUGGCUGUAACCUCUCAGAGAGAAGCUGUGAAGCUCUGUCCUCGGUUCUCAGCUCCCAGUCCUCUAGUCUGAGAGAGCUGGACCUGAGUAACAACAACCUGCAGGAUUCAGGAGUGAAGCUGCUGACAGCUGGACUUGAGAGUCCACAUUGUAAAUUGGAAACUCUCAGAAUAAGUUGCUGCCACCUCUCAGAGAGAAGCUGUGAAGCUUUGUCCUCAGUUCUCAGCUCCCAGUCCUCUAGUCUGAGAGAGCUGGACCUGAGUAACAACGACCUGCAGGAUUCAGGAGUGAUGCUGCUGACAGCUGGACUGGAGAGUCCACAUUGUAAACUGGAAACUCUCAGACUGAGUGGCUGUAACCUCUCAAAGAGAAGCUGUGACGCACUGUCCUCAGUUCUCAGCCCCCAGUCCUCUAGUCUGAGAGAGCUGGACCUGAGUAACAACGACCUGCAGGAUUCAGGAGUGAAGCUGCUGACAGCUGGACUGGAGAGUCCACAUUGUAAACUGGAAACUCUCAGACUGAGUGGCUGUAACCUCUCAAAGAGAAGCUAUGAAGCUCUGUCCUCGUUUCUCAGCUCCCAGUCCUCUAGUCUGAGAGAGCUGGACCUGAGUAACAACGACCUGCAGGAUUCAAGAUUGAAGCUGCUGACGGCUGGAUUGGAGAGUCCACAUUGUAAACUGGAAACUCUCAGACUGAGUGACUGUAACCUCUCACGGAGAAGCUGUGAAGCUCUGUCCUUGGUUCUCAGCUCCCAGUCCUCUAGUCUGAGAGAUCUGGACCUGAGUAACAACAACCUGCAGGAUUCAGGAGUGAAGCUGCUGAUGGCUGGACUGGAGAGUCCACAUUGUAAACUGGAAACUCUCAGGCUGUCAGGCUGUCUGAUCACAGCCCGAGGCUGUGCUUCUCUGGCCUCAGCUCUGAGCUCCAACCCCUCCCAUCUGAGAGAGCUGGACCUGAGCUACAAUCAUCCAGGAGACUCAGGAGUGAAGCUGCUGUCUGCUGGACUGGAGGAUCCACACUGGAGACUGGACACUCUCAGGGUGGAGCCCGGUGGAGUCCGAUGGCUGAGACCAGGUCUGAGGAAGUAUUCCUGUGAACUCACACUUGACACAAACACAGCGAACAGAAAGAUCAAACUGUCUCACAAGAACAGGAAGGCGACACGUGUGGAAGAGGAUCAGCCAUAUCCUGAUCAUCCAGACAGGUUUUACUGGUGUCAGGUGCUGUGUAGAAAUGGUCUGACUGGUUGCUGUUACUGGGAGGUCGAGUGGAGAGGAUGGGUUGAUAUAUCAGUGAGUUACAGAGGAAUCAGCAGGAGAGGAGACAGAGAUGACUGUGUACUUGGAGAGAAUGAUCAGUCCUGGAGUCUGAGUUGCUCUGAUGAUGGUGGUUACUCGGUCUGUCACAAUAACAGAAGAACAUCCAUCUCCUCUCCCUCUGUCUCUCACAGAGUAGCAGUGUAUGUGGACUGUCCUGCUGGCAUUCUGUCCUUUUACAGAGUCUCCUCUGACACACUGAUCCACCUCCACACCUUCAACACCACAUUCACUGAACCUCUUUAUCCUGGCUUUGGGUUUGGGUUUGCGUUCUGGUCCAGGUCUGUUUCCUCAGUGUCUCUGUGUUCUCUGUAGGAGGGAGAGUCUCCUCCUGUUAGAGAAACACAUCAGUUGAGUCUGUACAGGAUCACAGCUACAGAAAUCUUUCAGGUUAUUGUCAUAAAUUCAUCAGUGAACUCAAAGUGAUUUUCAAAGAUUCCUCAUUUCCACUGUAAACUUGCUCCACUUCCAGUCCUUUAAAGAUGGCCGCUCUGAUCAUUAAAUGGUGGAAAUGCUGUUGACUUGUUCCUUCUGUCAUGUGUUGUUUUGAAUUCUGGCUCUUGUUCCAAUAAAAGCAGAACGUUACUGUGA
Messenger RNA from Siniperca chuatsi (mandarin fish), 5118 nucleotides. Its product is annotated as NACHT, LRR and PYD domains-containing protein 12-like. The record is from RefSeq and is a predicted model, not a curated record. NCBI's taxonomy places the organism in Eukaryota, Metazoa, Chordata, Actinopteri, Centrarchiformes, Sinipercidae. Gene Ontology annotation, molecular function: protein binding.